ACUCCUCCUGCUUCUCCCCGCAAGUGUUGACUUUUCCUCAGGUGAAUAUAUGUUUUAAAUGCAGGGGGAGGGGGGUGGCUUUUGUUCUGCAGAAAAAGGGGGCUUGUUCCUCGCAGAUCGUCCUUCCAUUUUAACCAGGGGUGUGAGUGCGAACAAGGGGUUGACAUUGGAGCCUGCGAUGGGAGGAGAGGAGGGGAGACUGGAGAGUCGCCAGUCCUGCACUACCGAUCAAUGAGGCAACAUCACCCGCUCUGAACGCAAGGGACGCGCACGUUAUCCACCACCGAGAACCCCGAUAUAUAAACUCUCUACAACCGGCUAAACUGGAAGAUAGCUACUGAGGAUUCUCUGAAGGAAUUACAAAGAGAUAAAUAUUACAGCGAAUGAACUGUCAUCUUCAUUGGCAUAGGAUGACCUUGUUUGCUUUUGCAUUUGUAUCCUUAUUAUUAGAAAACCCACCAGCGCUUUUGCCAAAACUUGAACGCACCUUUUCCAAGUGCACUUAAACGUUGGUAAACUAGAGGGCCGCCUGACCAACAGACAGCCACUUAUCAAUAAUCAUUCAUCAUUGUUAUCAAUUAUCAUUUUCAGUUUCGCAUUUUACUGUCAAGGUUGACGAUAAUUCGUGAGCGUCAGUCUUUUCAAAACAGGCUAUGGACAUUUAUUUGACGUGAAAUGUAGUCCAUUUUUUGCAACGACAAAAAAUUACCGCGUCCUCCAGCCUUGGUCGUUUGGGAUUUUAAUGAAGUCUUUGAAGAGCGAGGAUUGCAACCGAAACCAGUGUUUCACAAAGCUUAUCUUUACCAAGUAACCUCGUUUUUGGAACACUGCAAGCACUGUCAGCUGCAUUUAUCGAAGGAACAAUCAACACAAUCAACAUGCGACGCCUCCCAUCCCAGUUGAGUUAUCUGUUCCUACACUUCUUUGCAUUCUGCUACUAUGCUCAGGUAACCAAUCAGUCCUCGCCUAAUUUCACGCAGCAUGUAAGCGAACAGAGCAAGGUGACGGACCGUGUGAGCCGCAGGUUAAUUCGGACCUACCAGCUUUACAGCCGAACCAGCGGGAAGCACGUGCAGGUUCUGCCCAACAAGAAGAUCAACGCCAUGGCAGACGAUGGAGACGUAUACGCCAAACUCGUCGUAGAGACAGACACGUUUGGAAGUCGCGUGCGGAUCAAAGGAGCAGAGACAGGACUCUACAUCUGCAUGAACAAGAGGGGGAAGCUGAUCGGAAAGAGAAAUGGGCAAGGCCACGACUGCAUCUUCUCAGAGAUUGUCCUGGAGAAUAACUACACGGCGCUGAGGAACGCACGCUACGAGGGCUGGUACAUGGGUUUCACCAGACGUGGACGCCCACGGAAAGGCUCGCGAACGCGGCAGCACCAACGCGAGGUCCAUUUUAUGAAACGAUUGCCUCUGGGAUCCCAUCCCACCCAUCCGGCCCAGCACAAGCCCUUUGACUUCGUCCACUACCCCUUCAGCCCCAGGACUAAACGCACACGCUUCUCAGCCGAACACUGAGGGGGGGGGGGACAGAGAGGGAGAGAAAGAGGAGGAGGAAAAGACACUGACUGAAGCUCCAAUGAACUCCUCUGUCCAAAACCUCUAGAGACAUUUUUUUUGUACCGAACAUUACUAUACCUAACAUGUAGUUAAAAAAAAAAAUCAGAAAGUAAAGAAAACAGAAACAAAUAAGAAGUAUAUUUUUGUACUUGAGACUUUUAGUACUGACCUGUGUUAAGUUGUUUUUAGAUGCACAUAACUCAUCAGACAUUUGGGGUGCUGACUUUUUUCGUAGAGCGUGGACUUUUUAUCAUCUCUGUAUUUUAGGUUGUGUUUUUACUUUUGUUUGACGGUUCAGAGUUUUUUGGACUCACACUUGCUGCUCCAAGAGACUUGAAGGGCCCUGAUCGACCGCACUGCCAGAAUAUGCUGCGUUCAGAGACACAUACAGUACACCCACACACACACACAAAGCAUAACUGCUGCGUUCAGGAGCUCAGUAUUGGGUAAUGUUGCGUUCAGUCUUACACACAGCCACGGCACCUCUGUUUUGAACACUGUGGUGUGCCCUUGCUACUUCUGGAAUUCUAUACAGACAAACACCGUUAAAGCAAAUAGAGCUUUAAGUAUACACAAUGGAAAAUGUGGCAGCUACAUUGAUAAUCACAGGUUUCUUGCUAUAGUUAUAACUAAAUUAGAGGUGUAAAAAUGUAUCGACAUGUAGGAAACUCCCUUUGAUUUUGUUGCCCUUUUGUUUGUCUGUUUUUAUACAUAUAUAAAUCUAUUUUUAUUUGAGGAUGUGUGCAAAUAAUUUUAAUGAUGGGAUAUUUAUUUAAAAUGUGUAAUAAAUGUACAUUAGAAUACUGAUAUUAAACUCUUGUUUGUUAA
Salvelinus fontinalis (brook trout) is the source of this 2390-nucleotide messenger RNA. RefSeq names its product fibroblast growth factor 8-like. Gene Ontology annotation, biological process: positive regulation of cell population proliferation; positive regulation of gene expression; fibroblast growth factor receptor signaling pathway. The record is from RefSeq and is a predicted model, not a curated record. Bases 879 to 1520 code for a protein of 213 amino acids. Gene Ontology annotation, molecular function: type 1 fibroblast growth factor receptor binding; type 2 fibroblast growth factor receptor binding; growth factor activity. Gene Ontology annotation, cellular component: cytoplasm. Lineage: Eukaryota; Metazoa; Chordata; Actinopteri; Salmoniformes; Salmonidae. The transcript has 5 exons.